Molecule: messenger RNA, 8084 nt
Organism: Thamnophis elegans (Western terrestrial garter snake)
Lineage: Eukaryota; Metazoa; Chordata; Lepidosauria; Squamata; Natricidae
Product: alpha-1,6-mannosyl-glycoprotein 4-beta-N-acetylglucosaminyltransferase-like
Exons: 5
Coding region: 3055-4452 (465 amino acids)
Biological process (GO): protein N-linked glycosylation
Molecular function (GO): acetylglucosaminyltransferase activity
Source: RefSeq, a predicted model, not a curated record
UCUUCUUAAAAACUUCCAGUGUUGGAGCACCCACAACUUCUGGAGGCAAGUUGUUCCACUGUUUAAUUGUGGCUUCCUCUAAUCUAGAUCAAGCAUUAUCAAGCAUUUACCUCUUUGGGCUCAGUAGUUCAGAGAACUCUAUACCAAAUGCAUCUAUCAUUACUUUUUUUCCAUGUGCCCUUUUUUAUUGAUAUAUAAGAUAAAGUAGCCGGUAUCUUAUAUAAAGUUCUUUCAAGAUUAAUUAUCAGGGUAAAUUCAAUCGAAAGAAAUUUAUUUUUCUAUAAGCUUGUUUAAUGUCCAUUAGAAAUCAGAGGUAGAGAAUUUUAUCUUAAUUCUAGAAGUAUUUUGAAUGACUCAAAUAUGAUUUGAAGGCUGUUCUAUUUUAUCACUCAAAGGUUUAAAGACAAGUGCACAUAAGUAAACAUAUUUUUUUGGGGGGGGAUCAGAACAAGGAUGGAGCACUCUAAUCAGAAGACUAAUUUAGGAAACAUAAGAUGCAUAAACUGUUAUAAAAGAUGCAGUAGAUGCAUGAUUAGGCUUAUUAUCCAAUUAUGUUCAUCUCCCAUAAUGGAUAACAUUACUGAAGUGGAAUCUUUUCUCUCUGCCAAUAAAUAAAAUAUAACAUUUAAAAUAAAUUUAAUACAGGAUUAUCAGUAUCACUGGAAGUCUCACAGAAGGUACAUCAACUCUGUUCUGUAGCUUCAGAAUUUUACUGUAAAUAAUGUGCAGUGAAUAUAGGUUUAUGGUGUUCACAGAGGAAUUCAACCAGAAGAAUGGGUAUAGUAAUAAAAGUUGUAGUGAGCAGGUGAAGCUUGUAGAAUUUCAAGUACAGGUAGUCCUCAAUAACUCUUUUGCUAAGAGUCACAAUUGGAAAUCAUGUGCCUAACUUAAACAUUACUUCACGUUCAUUCAAUAAAUGAAAUAUCAUAUGACACUUCAACAGCCAUAAAUGUGGGGAUGUGGCAAGGCACAUAUACACAUACAUACAUACAUACAUCCUCAUAAUUUGAAUGAUCACUAAACAUAGAAGCUGAAACAUGGGAGCCAGUAAGCAAAGACUACCUGUACAUCCUCUUAUGGUUCACAUCUUGAUGCCAACAAACUCGGGUCAGGAGUGAGAUGGGGCCAGUGAAACGGUUAAAAGAAAAGCAAUAGCAAACAAUUUAAUCAAAGUAUAAUAUUCUGUUAUAAUAUAUGUUCAAAAGACAUACAUUUCAUCUGUAUUUCCUACCUGCUUAUUAAUUUCUCUUUGCAACUUCAAAUUUGAAAGUUUUCCCUACAAAGGGGGCGGGGGAUUCUCAUCAGGCUUGCUUGGCAUUAGAAACUUAGAAACAAGAUCUCAAGAGGUACAAAAUGUUUCUUUGGUCAUUUUCCAAAAAAUGGAACUUUUGGAAAAUGACCAAGGAAACAUUUUGUACUACUUGCAGAUUUUGUACCACUUGAAAUCUUAAUUCCAUUUAUCUGAGAAAUGGAUGAGGAGAUAUAUAUGGGACAAAUAUUACUGGAUUACAAACAUUGCACCUGUUUGUUUCAAAUUUGGUUUGUCAAAUCAAUUAUGAUAAUCAUAACCAUAAACCAUCAUUACUAAUCCCAAUCCUUGGGUAAACACAUCGUGGUUAGUCAGGUUCAAACAAAUAAAAAAAUGUAAAGGGAAAAAGGUGCUCUGGAACCUGCUGUGAUGCCCAAUUGCAGUUAAAAGUUGCAGGGGUUUGCCAACAAGAGCUACACGUGCAUCCAAUCUUCACUUCAGACAUCUUUCUCCCUUUGACUAUGUCCAAUUUGCCAGGUCGUCGUGGAAUGGGAACUGCCAAAUAGGAAAUCUCAACAAUUGCAGGCUGGAUUGAGACGCUGAAUAAAAGGGGGAGGGACCUUCGGGGUGGGAGGCUUUCUUAUUCCAUAGAUCCCCACAAGAAGCCUUUCCCUUCAGCCCCACUGAUUUCAAUCCUGUUAGGAGCAAAUGCGAGAGCUGGGGAGGAAGAGAUGAGGAAAGAUCUGUUGAGGAAACACAACUUUCCAGGAGUUCAGUGUCACAAGACAGCAGGCAGCGAGACUGGUCAGAAGGUUCCCGAGCAAGACAGAGCCCUAACCGCCUUUCCCCACACAGUCGAGCAAAGUGAAGAAACAGUCAUCAGUGGGGCGGAAUAACCGCGCGGGAAGCCUGUUGGAAAAGCUGCUCUAAAGUUGGCGAAGAGACAAGAGGAGCCGCGGCGCCCAGACGGUGUCGGAGCGAGAUGGGCCCAGAGGCGGGCGGUGCUCAACGAGGUGCGGGGAUGCCUCACUCAAAGCAAAGAAGCAGCGGCGGAACACGGGGGAGCGUUUCGCUCGAGCUUUUGCAUCUUCUUCGUCGUCAGGCGGCCAAGGCUGCGCGCGGAGGUUUGGCCAACGGGAACGUUCCCCGAGUGGAUUAUAGUUCCAUUCUGGUGGGCUGCGCGUGGCGGGAAACGGCCACGGCUAAGUGGAAGUCGCCCUCCGGGUGUGUCGCCGAGGGCGAAGUGAAUGAGGAGGGCGGGAGUUCAAAGGCUCGGAAGGCGAAAUUUUCCUCGGCGUUUCCCUCGGAGAGACGGCUGGAGUUCAAGGGGAGAGGCAGAGAAAGAGCCCGAGAAACAACUGCUGCGUCGCGGCUGAGCGACCGGCGACCUCUGCUCGGCGUGGGCAUGACGGCUUAGGAGGAGGAAAGCUCUGGGCACGUGUCUGUGUCGAGAUGGCAUCCAAUUAAAGGAAGGCGCGUUAAGGCGAGGUCUGCGUUUCUCGGACAAAGGUCAGCUUGCGUCGGGGUUGGGCUGCUUAGACAAAAGACCCGAGAGCCGCUUUCUUCUGCCGGGAGCAACGUUUUUGGGGGUAGAGUUGCUGGGAAGUUCUGUCGAACGGGUGCUGCGGAAACCGCCCUUUUCGGAUUGCCCAUUGCACGAAGCCCGAUGAACGGAUGUGGCGCUCCGGUUUGAGCUGGGGGAAGUUAACUAAAUUCAGUUGCAGUUUCUCCAAAUGACAUGGUGAGAACUGAAUGAUUGCAGAUUCACUAGCUUCUAAUACAUUCUUUCCAAAGUGCCUGUUGUCAUGAGGUGUUCCCUGAAACGAUCACUUGCAACAGCCUUUUCUCUCUGUGUGUUCCUACUCAUCAUGUAUCUGGCUUCUUGGCACCAUGAAGAUCUUGUGAUGAAUGAUGUUCAGAAGUGGGCUCAAACAGUGGGUCUGCACCCUAUUGCAACUGACUGGACCGUUUCUAGCCUCCGAAUGUUUAUCAAUGCCACCAACACACUGAAUAUCUCUUAUGACUACCUUGUUGGGUCGCCUCCACUCCAGAAAAAGUUUCUGACAUUAGGACUCUGUUCUGUCAAGCGGAUGAGACAGGACUAUCUCCUGAAUACCCUGACAUCCAUCUUUGAACAAUCUUCUGAAGAAGAGAUGAAGGAAAUGGUGGUAGUGGUACAUUUAACAGAUCCAGAUCAUAAGUGGAAUUCUCAAAUGGCAUUGGAAAUUGCCAGAAGUUUUCCUAAUCAGCUCCAUCAGAGAAACCUAGUGGUUAUCCACACACGUCUUGAGUAUUACCCUCCCUUGGAAGGUCUAAAAAGGAAUUUUAAUGAUCCUGAGGAUCGGGUGCGCUUUCGAUCAAAACAGAAUGUUGAUUAUGCUUACCUCAUGAACUUUGCAUCCAACCUCUCCACCUACUACCUCAUGAUUGAGGAUGAUGUCCGUUGUACCAAACACUUCCUCACAGUAAUCAAAAGAAAUCUGGCAUCCCAGGAGGGCACCUCUUGGGUCACUCUGGAAUUUUCCAAACUUGGUUACAUUGCCAAGCUCUACCGUUCUACUGACCUCCCCCGGCUUACUCGAUUCCUCAUGCUCUUUUACCAAGAGAUGCCUUGUGAUUGGCUUUUUGUGCAUUUUCGUCUCCUGCUUACACAAAAGGAGGAAAUUCGUUUCAGGCAAUCCCUUUUCCAGCACGUUGGUCACUAUUCCUCCUUCCAGGGCACACGAAACAAACUGGAAGAUGAAGACUUUGAAGAGGAUUUCUCUAAGAUCCCUGACAAUCCUCCAGCAGAUAUAAUAACCGAUAUUGCAACAUUUCGGAAUUCUAUCCCCAGUAAGGCUUACAGUAGUGUGAUAGGCUACUUUUGGGGUAAGGCCCCUUCUGUUGGCAACUCCUUCACGCUUAUCUUUAAAAAGGCUGCCCCCAUCUUCCGCAUCCAGAUCCAUACAGGCUCUAAGGAGUUCCCAGAAAGCUAUCUCCAUGAAGGGCUUGUAGCAUUGGGCACUAAUAAAUUGCAAACAUUACGACCAAGGUGUGCUAAUUAUAUCACCAUUGGGCACUUUACCAAAGGAAUUUUUGACAAGCAGAACCUAGAGAAUAGUACCACCUCUGACACUGUUUGUGUGCAGAUUUUGGUAACUAACACUCAGAGUGAGUCAUUGAUCAUAAGUAACAUAAGCAUCUGGAUCAAGCCUAAAGCCUGACUUCAUUUGAAGGAUUAGGAUCUCUUGCAGUAUAAGAACAUUACUUGCAGAUAGAUCCUUUCUGGAGAGAAGACUCCAAGAUGCAGUGGAAGAAGUCAGUUCUGUGUUCUCAGUCCUAAUGAUGAUAUAUUUGUGUUCUAUUACCUUAUAACAUAAGAGGCCACUAACAAUGUUCUUCAAAAGAUGGCUACAACUGGCAUUGUCUUCUGCUUGUCAAAGACCCUCCUUUUCCAAUUGAAUGUUUCCAGGAUUAUUUUGUAUCAAUCUCUUUUCCCCCACAACAAGAGAGUUCUGUAGCUCUAUAUGAAAAAAACAGUAAGAUAGGACCCGAUCAUGGCCUGUUAGGAACCGGACUGCAUAGUGUGGUUCCUAACACAGGAAGACACAGGAACCGCAGCGAGAAGCGAGUGAAAGUGAAACUGUACUUGCAUGGGAUCUAGUUUGUUUUCUCCAUCUCCCCCCACCCCUUCUCAGUUCUUGGAAAAAUUGUCUUCCACAAAACUGGUCCUUGGUGCCAAAAAGGUUGGGGAUCACUGAGAUAGGAAGCUGAAAUAAGUUCAGCUGGUAGUAUCAUAAACAACUUUCUGUUUCUGCUAUUCAAGCUUUAAAUGAUAGUUUGGAAAGAUGAAGGUGAUGUGAUAAAAGUUCCUUGAAGCAAAAUGUAUAACUUAAGAUCUGUUAACUUCUAAAUUAAACUCAAGGAUCUGCUCUUUGGCUUCAGAAAUAGCUUGUUCUAGCUCCAUCACUGUUAGUACUUGAAUUGAGGAGCCACAUAAAGAAAAAUGCUUGUGUUUGUCUGCAGGGAUUUGUAAUAAGGAUUUAAAUAUAUCUAUAGGAGUAAGUAGGGCCAAUGAGUCAUUUCUGUAGUUUUCAUCCUUGCUACACGGCCUUGCAAAUGACAGGACAAUAAGUGAUUCAGGUGGGUAACUAACUGUUCACAGUUACAUGAAGUAAUUUUUACAGAAGUGCAAUCUUUUUCUUAAAACUAUAGGAACAAUAUUUUGUACAUCUGAAGAAAUAUUUUUAGAUUUUUUCUUAACAAAAUGUGUGCAAACACAUAUUUAAUGAAUCUAAUUUAAAAUUAUGAUUGCAUAAUAUUUUACAUAAAAUGCUGACUGAUGAAUGUAAUUUAAACAGCUGUCCCAUAAUCUAAUAUAGUUUUUUCCAACCUUGGUCCUCCAGAACUCUUAUCAUUCAGAUAAAAAAAGGCUUGAACCUCAGUCAAGAAAGUAACUUGAGAAAAUAUCUCACACAAGCCCAUUACUAGUUCAGAUAGCGAUAGACAAGAGGGAGAAUGAAGCACAUUCAGACUUGAAUUCUGUUGUUAUACCUUUACAAUAAAAUAAUGCUGACCUAUAUGGUAUUUCUGGAAACAGAGGGAUUUAAAGUUUAAUAUAUUUUGGUUUGUUUUUUUUACAGUGAAUUGGUAUUUAGUUUAUUUGAUUGAUAGAUAAUGGAUUUGUAUAAAUGACAUAUUUGUUAAGAAAAUGUGAUGUAAAAUAGUAAUAUACAACAUACAAGUACAGGUAUAGAUGAAAAAUGUAUUUGUAGACCUGCAAUGCAAGAGAUUGAAUUUAUUAGAUUUGUGUGAGAUACAAGCUGUUAACUGUUAAUGCCCCCAAAUAUAUUAAACUUCAAAGCCCUCUGUUAAUAGUCUCUCAUUAUAUUUUACUUGCAGAAACUCCACAAACAGCUUCUGAACUUAUCCAAACCAUUGUCUCUAAUCAACAUUGUUAAUUUUGCCUCCCCUACUAAUUCCAGCAGUUUCAAAAUCCAUUUGUCCAGUGUUUGCGCAUUCCUUUUUCUUUACAAUAUUUGGCACACACAAUCCUUGAAGCUGACACCGUGUACAAAAAUAUGGUAACCAGGGUGGAGGUCGUAUGUUUACUGUUAAAUUUAUGUUUGUUGCAUAAACCUUUUUUCCUUUUUUUCAUUUUCAUUUUUCUGUAUCUUGUUUGUAAUUCUUGCUUGGUUGUUUUCCUUUAUUCGAUAUUGAUAUUUUAUUUUUGGAAAAAUAUUUUUUUUAGGAAAAAAAAACUGUAAAAGGUGUUUCAAUUCAGCAUAACCUAUGACAUUGUUACCAGUAAUGCAAAUUUACACUGUGGCCUAAGCCCAAAGCCAAGCAGAAUCAACUGACUCAAACUUAAGUGGUAGCUAUUCUAGUGAGCACUUUCAAUUCUUCAUUUUAUUCAGUUUUUCUAAACAAACCCAUUGGGAACCAUUUAACAACAGUUCUGAUUCCUCCAUAAGAAUUACAAAAUCCUCAUGGAUAGUUUACAUCCAUAUUUUUAAAAACUAUUGAAGAUUUACGGGAAAUCAUCAUGCACUGAAUUCAUUGCCUUUUCAACAUAUAUUCUGAAUUUUAAUUCUGGAUUCCUUUUUUAUUAUGUGAUUUUGUUCUCUGUACUCUGUUCUCAGGCAUAUUUGAAUCAAAAUAUAACCAAAUAUUUAUACAGAUUAUGUUACAUGGUAAUGUAAUGUAACAUGGUACAUGUUAGCUAUUUAAAGUGUAAUCUAUUAUAAAAUGUAGCUAAUCCAACUAAUAUGAGUAACUAAUGGAACCCCCUUUGGUAAAGUUAUACUGUCUGUUCUGAAUUUUUUUUGGGGGGGGGUAUUUUUUAAUAUGAACCAAAACUUUCUAAUCUAUUGGAAUAAGGUGACAUUCUCUAAAUCUCAGAAGAAUUUUUCUUCCUCUUCUUCCUGUUUUGCAUAUCUGGAAAAUUCUUAGCAUGCCCAGUGACUUCCCGUGUAGAUAAUUAACAUGCAGAUAGAUGUGUCCUAAAAUAAAAUUAACAACAAUGUAAAGUACGCAGUUUGUAUUAAUAUUUGUAAUGCAGCUUUUGCAGAGUACUGAAAAUUAGGAUCUCUGUAAUGGAGAAGAGCUCCCUGGAAAUAGCUACAUGAUAUAUUAACACAUAGUGGAACCUCCUUUUACAACCCUAAUUCGUUCCAGGACUUUGGUCAGCACCCGAUUUGGUCGUGACCGGAAGCAAGACUGACUGUGCAUGCACGCACACAAAAAAAGGUGUGGGAGGGGAAAUUGGUGCGACAGGAAAAAUUGCAGCUGUGAUUGAUUGCAGAUUUUUUCAUUUGUUUUGGUCAUGGUCAGAAGUGUUUGUUCCACUAUAGUUUGGAUUGUACAUUUAUAUUGACCAUAUAUCCCCUUUCAGGCAAGUAAUGUUAGGCAGAGUGAAGAAAAGGAAUAAGAAAUAAUAUUCCAAAUAAAGGAACAGGGUAUAUUUGAAUCUGAAUUACAGAAUAUACCUAAAGUCGAAGAGUUCAGAUAAGAAAGUAGGACUAUACAGUGCAUAAGAUUGGACUUGAUUCCAAAUAAUUGCUUCAGAGCUCAAAUGGGUUCCUGUCAUCAAGUUACUAAAGCAGCCAUAUCUUCUCAAGCUCACAUGGCUAUUAGCUGCUUUUGCAGCAGCUAAUCCUGGAAACAGAUAUGACCACUUUUAUAAUUUGCCAAGAGGUGUUGCAUCAUCUGCAUUUUAACUCAGCUUUUCAGCCUCAAAUCUGAAUGCACAAAUGCAACUGGAAACCAUACUUGAAAGGGGUGAAACUUGAAAGUUCAAAAUGGUACUUUUUUCUGUUCGAGUUUGUCAGUAAAACAAUAAAACCUCUGUGCAGUA